This is a messenger RNA of Dracunculus medinensis (Guinea worm), 474 nucleotides long. The record is from the annotation of a GenBank genome assembly. NCBI's taxonomy places the organism in Eukaryota, Metazoa, Nematoda, Chromadorea, Rhabditida, Dracunculidae.
AUGGAUGGAAAACAUGUGGAUUGCAAUGACUUUUUUACAUUCCAAGAUGCAUUAAAUAAAAUGCGACAGUUAGAUGAUAAAGUACUUUUUGAAUUGAAUAGUGCCCUUCCCAGUCAUUCAUUUUCGUCGAAUGUUGAUUUUGGUAAACGAUGCAGGAUACUUCACGAAGAGUUGCUGGUGAUGAGGAAACUGCGAAUGGAUUUGAUACAACGAUGCGUAAAUGAAAAUCAGAGCAAAGUAGCGAAAUUAAGAAAUGAUGAUACAUCUUUUAGCGAGAUGCGAACCACUCAGAAUAGGAUAUUUGUUCAUCAGAGGCUCAUAUAUCAAGAAGAUACUAGUAGGUCAGAAUCUGGCGAUGCCAAAUCUUCACAAUAUCAAACUAACAUCACCUUAAGGAGAAUAAUAGUGAUUAUGAUGACUUAUACUAAUCUAAUCCACGAAAAUGGACAUUCUGAGCUUCUGGAAUAUAGUUAA